AUGACAUCUGUGCUCCAAAACGUCAAGGCAACAAUGGCCUGGCGGAAACACCAGCUCCUAGCUGAUUUUGAUGAGAAUGAGAGUCCUGUACCUGACAAAUUCAAGAGAAGGGCUUCUUUGAGUUCUCUCAAUACCUUCCGCAUGUCUCUAAGAAAUCGGGUACCAUUAAAACAAGUAGACCUGAAUUUUCAUAAGACCCCAACCUGGGAAAGUCUGGAAGCACGACAGAAUAGUCAAACUCUUCAGAGUAUUAAAAGAAAAGCAAAAAACGCUUUUGGAACAGUGUCCCAGAAAAUACAGAAGUCUUGCCAAAGCCAAGUCCACUCAAUGGUAACAUUUCCAGCUAAAUCCAUCAGCAGAAGCUGUGCAACUAGAUCUACGAAGAAAAGAAGUACUAUACCUCAAACUCCUUGCCAUAAGAAGAGUGUUACUCCACCAAACAGUUCCAAAGGCAUGCCAAGAUCCAGCAGAAGUGCCUUGCCUGGGCCAACAAGGGUGUCCGAACAUAGAGAAUGGAGGGGUUUCUCAUCCUGGCUUGGUAAAGACACUGUCUUUCUUCGGAGAUCAAGAAGAGCAGCAGCACUGAAGAGCCCUUAUUCAUCACCUGCUCCUGCCACAAGAAAGAUCGAGUUUGAUUGCGAGUUGGAGCUGGUCUCCUCAGGGAUUUGCAAAUUGAAGCAUAUCUCCCAGGCAUCCGAUGAAGCCAUUGUGCAGGAGGAGAGGCAACACGCAAUAUCCAACUACUACUCUCUAAUGGCAGAAAAUGUUCAGUCUGCACGUCGAUCUCAAAAACUUUCUCAAGCUAGCAGAAGGCAAGCAAAGAAAAUCCAUCAAGCCCUUGGUACUUAG
Messenger RNA from Chaetura pelagica (chimney swift), 849 nucleotides. RefSeq names its product family with sequence similarity 64, member A (gene PIMREG). The transcript is spliced from 4 exons. The record is from RefSeq and is a predicted model, not a curated record. The coding region runs from base 1 to 849 and encodes 282 amino acids. Lineage: Eukaryota; Metazoa; Chordata; Aves; Apodiformes; Apodidae.